Paramecium pentaurelia is the source of this 2216-nucleotide messenger RNA. Lineage: Eukaryota; Ciliophora; Oligohymenophorea; Peniculida; Parameciidae. The record is from the annotation of a GenBank genome assembly.
AUGGGAAAUUUUGUUAAGAAUUAAGAAGUAAUAUAGAAAAAUUAGGAUGAAAGUAAAUAGAAAAUAAUAAAAUUUUUAGUAACAUAGAGUUUAGUCCAAGAUUCUCCUAAUAUUUUGAUAAAACAAUCUAAAAUUGGAAAUGUGGAGAUUAUAAAAUUGAAUAUGUAAAUAAUUGAAGUGGAAUUAAUCUAUGAUUCAGUUGAUAAAAUCUAAGUGGAUUUAAUAUAUAGUAGUUAAGUAAAUUGUUCAUUAUCAUUCUACACAUUUAUAACAGAGAUUAAGGGAUCUAAAUAACAAAGGUUUAGAUUAUAAUAAUACUAAUUAGAUUUGAAAGAACUAUGUAAGAGAGUAUAAUUUAGAAGUUCAGAUGUCCCUAAGGUUUGAAUCAUCAAUUUCCUUCUCGAUAUAUUGAAUUUAUGAUUACAGAUUUGCUAAAAUUUAACAGAAUAAAGACCACUCCUGAAGUUUAGCAUCAUACUCUUAUAAUUGAGAUGGUAAAUUUAUAUUUUUCAUUUAGACAGAGAAGUCUUACAUCCAAAAGUAUUUAGAUAAUAUACUUUUAUAAGAUAGAUUGUAAUGAAUAAACAUUUCGAUGUGAAUUAAUAAAUACUAAAUAAAUAAUAGUAUACAAAAAUCGUAUAUUUGAAAUUCAUGAAUUAUAUGGAGUUAAAAACACUCCUUUUAAUCCAGAAUGGAAUCCCAAUACUGUUGAAGAUAAAGAAUGUGUAAUAUGCUUUUGUAAUAUGAUAAACACUGUUCUUUUACCAUGUAAACAUAUGUGCACUUGUUCAAUAUGUGCUGAUCAUAUAUUAAUGAAUUAAAAAGUAAAAUAAUGUCCACUGUGUAGAAUUGAUAUUGAUAAUUAUUUAACUUUAGAAAUUAAAGAUAAAGUAAAGUAAGAUUUAUAAUUACGAUAAUUUUAAGAAGAGUAAUAGAGAUAUUUAGAAGCUUUUAAGGAGAAAAAGGACAACUAAGCUAUCAAAUAAAGUUAAAUUAUAGAAUAAUUAAAAUCUAAGGUUCAUUAAGAUUAAAUGCAAAAAUUAAAAUUAUUUAAUGAUAUUGAUGAUUUCCAAAGAAAUAAUUAAAAUAAUCAAGGUUUUUACAGCAAUGAAAUUUGUUAUUCAAACGAAGAAAAUCUAAGUGAACGUGAUAAUAAAUAAAAUUAAAAUUCAUCUCAUGGUAAGAUCAAAUAAUUUAGUGAAGAAGACAUUAACUUAAAAGCUAUGUAAUUUAGUGAGGAUGAUAAAUAACGUUAUUCAUCAAACUAAAGAAUCAGUAGCUAUGAUUUAAAAUAGGAAGGAGGAAUUAUUAGUAGUUUUUAACAUUCUCAAGAAAAAUAAAACGAUUAAUAAUAAUAAAAUUCUGAUGAGAGCGAUAUUUCUCAAGAAUUUCCAUAAUCUUCAUCAUCAAAAUAACAAUAGUGUUAGUAUUCAUUUGAUUAUUUAAAUUAUGAUGAAUAAUCUCAUUAUAAUACUUAAUAGUAAUUACCUAAUACUGAAAGAUAAUUUGUUUCAAAGCAACAAUUUCAAUUUGUUUAGGGAAUUGAUAAAGCCCUUCCAACUAUACCUGAAUAUUUUAAAGAAAGUUCGGAUUUUUUUUAAUAAAUUAUAAAUAAUGAUAAAGAUGAUAUCAUAAAAUAGAAUAAUUUUGACAAUCAAUAAAAUAAAUAAUUCGAUGAAUAUUCUUCAAUAUAAUCAUAGGAAUUAUACAAAUCUAUAUAAUAAUAAUAAUAAUAAUAAUAAUAAUAAUAAUAAUAAUAAUAAUAAUAAUAAUAAUAAUCAAAUAGAUCAUUAAUGAAAUAAAAAAAUUAACAAAUAUAAUUUUGUUAAUUAUAAUAAAAUAAUUUUGAAUAAGAAGAUGUUAUUUUGAAUUAAUUUUUUUAAAAUGAUAUUUUUCAAGAAGUUGGAAAUGAUUAAAAAAAACAAACAGAGUUAGAAAAUGAUAUUCCUUAAGAACAACUAAUUAAUAGUUAUGUUUCAAUAAAUAAAUAAUAAAAUGAAACAGAUUGUAAUAAUAAUAUUUAGAAUAAAGACACUUUAAAAUAAUAGGAAGAUCAUGAAGAUUAUAGUUUAGUUUAGAAAAAUAAUAAUCUAGACUAAAAUAAUUAUGAAGAGAAAUUUUCAUAAUAAUAAAUAUAACAACAAGUUUAAGAGAAGAAUUACCCUUGUAAUUAAGAAUAAAAGAGCGAUUAAAUUUCAUUAAUAGUUUUUGAUUGA